This is a messenger RNA of Suillus discolor, 984 nucleotides long. RefSeq lists its product as uncharacterized. The transcript has 3 exons. The coding region runs from base 1 to 984 and encodes 327 amino acids. NCBI's taxonomy places the organism in Eukaryota, Fungi, Basidiomycota, Agaricomycetes, Boletales, Suillaceae. The record is from RefSeq and is a predicted model, not a curated record.
AUGAACUUGAAGUCUACGGGGUUGACUGUCGACAGAUGCACUCCUCGCGACCGUUUCGCGACCCGCAUUACGAGACUCACUCAGAUAUCUUUUCCAACAUCUAUCAGGAAAAGCAUAGACGACUCAUGCAUCGACUUCCCUCUCACUCCAUUCUACUCCCCCACUGGAGAGUCCUUUGCUCGCCCUCGAGCGACCUCAGACGCGUUCAUGGGAUUAGAAACGCAAAUCCCUGACAGUUCCUUCGCACACGCAUUCUCUGAGUAUCGUUACGAACAUCCUAAUCCCCCACGCUCACCGACACCGAUCGAUUUCUUCCACCCGCCGAGUCCGCCUACACCACCUCCCAAAGACUACCCCUACCCUGUAUCUACUUCAAACAAGCCAAAAAGGCCCCCACCACUCACGCAGAAUUCUUUGAGCCCCAUUGUCGUCGAUCCAGUACCAGUGACCCCAGGACCAGCGGGACUUGAACGCUCCAUAUGGAUUUUUGACAGCUCCUUACGCGAAGUGGAUUUUGAUGUUACUUGUCUUGGCGCACUAGACGAGCAGCUUCUGUACGCUCCAAAGGACUCUUUCUUGGAUAUCUGCUGGGCAGAAGCUGUAUAUGAUGACGAGGAUCAGUUGCCGGUGGAGAAGCCAUGGGUGUGGCAGUCACAGGCGGAAAGGGAAACCGAUUCGGAAGAGUCAGAACAGAGUGGUCCUGAUCCCGUCGUGAUGCAGGUGGAGCGCAAAGUUUCGUUCGUUUAUUCCCCCGAUACAUACACGCCACAAUCUCCCCAGCGUAUGAUGUUUGCAGAAUCUGAGUCACGCAUGUUGUACCAAAAUGCGAAUCACUCGGUGCACUUCUUCCCUGUGCCGCAGCAACGCGACUCCCGCCGCAAACAUACGGCACGGGACCAACCGGAUACUCCUUCCGGGAAGCUCAAACUCUUCUCGGGCGCAUAUGGCACUCUCACAGGACGGCGGCGUACUACUUCCAAUUAA